Molecule: messenger RNA, 381 nt
Organism: Aspergillus pseudoviridinutans
Lineage: Eukaryota; Fungi; Ascomycota; Eurotiomycetes; Eurotiales; Aspergillaceae
Exons: 2
Coding region: 1-381 (126 amino acids)
Source: RefSeq, a predicted model, not a curated record
AUGGGAAAACGUGAACGAGCCCAGCUGGCAACCGGCAGCGAUCAUAGCAGCCCAAAGUCCCCCACGCUGGCGACGGAGUUUGAGACUUCUCGGAGUGACCAAGCUCGACCCCCAGACAGUAUUCCUUGCCAGACCUCAGUGGCACCAGCGGGCCAACUGCGAUUCGAACCAGUACUGCCAGCCUCUACACCCACACGGGCCGCAGCGCCGGUCGUGGUCGUGCCGGAACACGAUCAGACCGCAGCGCCGGCGACGCAACUCGAACAACCGCAAUCCACAGGCGACCACGGACACACCUCCUGGACAAUCAACUCUGCGGAGCAGGUAUCUCAACCGCUGGACCAAAUAGCCAGGCAAGCGCUGGCAAUCCUGGACCAGUGA